Messenger RNA from Blastomyces gilchristii SLH14081, 2679 nucleotides. RefSeq names its product GTPase activating protein. The transcript has 4 exons. Bases 1 to 2679 code for a protein of 892 amino acids. The record is from RefSeq and is a predicted model, not a curated record. Lineage: Eukaryota; Fungi; Ascomycota; Eurotiomycetes; Onygenales; Ajellomycetaceae.
AUGGUAUCCAGCAGCGCGGAGAAUACGGACUAUGAAGCUGAUGCCUUCGAAGACGCACAAGAUACUGCUGCACAACGUCCCGAAUCCCCUAUUCCCCAAAGCGCUACCCGCUCUCUAACCGACCGUCGACCUUCCAAUGGAUCUCUGACCACCCCGCGCGCCACCACCCACCCUCCCUUGCCCAUACCAGAGAUGAAACCGAGUGGCCAGGAUGAUACGCUCUCACCAGUAUCUCCUGUGGGAGGUGACGAGACCCCGAAGAAACAGAAACCUGCAAAAUCACCCCUAUUAACUGCUCACCGCCUCUCCACAACGUCUCUCGAUGAAAUCAAUUUAGCUGCGCCAAAGGAAGGGGACGAGGACGAGAAAACGCAACAGCCAUCCUCAGACUCGUCAACUGGCCCUCCCCCCCUUCCCUCGAGAGACUCCCAGAAGCAAACUGGCCGCCUACAAGGUUUCUCCGCUUCCCUCCCGUCCGUACCGUGGGGACCCCCGCCAUCAACCAAACAUCAACCACCCACAACCCAAUUAGCGAAUCCACCCCAACCCUCCCGGAAACUUACUAGUCCGUUUUCCUGGCUUUCGCGGGCUAGUACGGGCGGUAAAGAUGUAAAACCCUCCUCCGGAUCUGUGGAUAGCCGGAGAAACACAGCGGCUUCGAUAUCGACAGUGGGUAGCAAUCCUGAGUUGCUGGCCCGGUUACAGGAAGGCAGUGAUGGGGAUUCCGCGAGCCUGGAUUCGAGGAGGCAAUUGCGGAACAGCUUGAGAGACCAAUUCAAGCAGCUAAGGAUGCGGAACGAGGGUGUUUCUGAUGAAGCAGCUAGUGUCACCUCUGGCCAGGAUGAUGGCCGAACCAGCGUCAUUGGGAGUCCAGCAAGCGGAUCGGAUAGGGGUGAAACUGGGCUUGCUGCUCCAUCUGCUUCAUCCCCUGUGGCAACAUCCCCAGGUCUACCUCCAACCGUCAAUCCGAACCUAGCUCCUGGCACCGUCUCUGGUAUAUCCUCCUCCGCAACCGAUGCCUCGGCUCCUGUUGAUUGGGAGCUAUGGCAACAUAUCGUCAACCUGGGGCCGGAGGCCCUUAAAGGAUCCAAUGCCGAAGAGUUGAAUGCUGCUAUCAAGAGAGGUAUUCCGCAAACGAUCCGUGGAGUUAUUUGGCAAGUUCUUGCGGACAGUAGAAAUCCCGAAUUGGAGGAUGUGUAUAGAGAACUCCUAGCACGGGGCACGGAAAAGGAUCGAGAUCGCUACUGGAGCAUCAGCUCUGCCAUAACUCUUAACGGCCAAGGGAAUGGAGUGUCCAAGGAUAAAGAGAAGGAAUCACUCGCCUCUUCCCGGUCCUCAGUUGAUUCCGGCCGUUCGAGUCCCACAGCUAACUCAACCAAUGGCGUCGUCUCUCCCCUUUCAAUACCGGAAAAGGAUUCGGAAACGGUAUUAAAAGCACAGGCAAGUCUCGAAGCCGCUCGGAAGAAAAAAUCAAAGGAGGAUGCCAUCGCUCUUCAGAAACUGGAGAAGGCUAUCAGGCGGGACCUGGGGUCGAGGACAAGUUACUCGAAAUACUUCUUAUCACAGCGCAACCAGGAUGGUUUGUUUGGACUCUGCAAAGCCUAUGCACUAUACGAUGAAGGGGUGGGCUAUGCUCAAGGGAUGAACUUCAUUGUUAUGCCUUUAUUAUUUAAUAUGGAUGAGGGUGAAGCAUUUACUCUUUUGGUUAAGUUAAUGAACAAGUACCGCUUACGAGAUAUGUUCAUCCAAGACAUGCCAGGGCUUCACAUGCGCCUGUACCAGUUCGAGCGCUUACUAGAGGAUCUGGAACCUGCCCUGGCUUGUCAUCUACGUCGACGUGGAGUUACUCCCCAGCUCUAUGCGACGCAGUGGUUUCUGACAUUGUUUGCAUACCGAUUCCCGCUACAACUUGUCCUCCGCAUCUAUGAUUUGAUCUUCGAAGAAGGGCUAGAGCCCACAAUCCUCAGAUUCGCUGUCGCGAUCAUGCAGCGGAAUACCGAGGCAUUGCUGGAGAUGAACGAUAUGACUUCGCUGACUAAUUUCCUAAAAGAAAAAUUAUUCGACGUCUAUAUCGACCAACAACCUUCUGCAAGUUCGAUUCUCGAGUCCGGUUUCUUCGGCAGCUCUGGUUCCUCGGACAAAGAGGUCUAUCGUGCUGAUCUUAUGGUCCAAGAUGCAUGCGCUGUCAAGCUUUCGAAUGACAUGAUCAAAACGUAUACUGCAGAGUGGGAAGAGAAGGUCCGCGUGGAAAAGGAACAGGCUGCUGAGCUUGAAGGGUUAAGACACACUGUCGCAACACAGGCUGCUCGCAUCCGCUUGCUUGAAGAGCGCGCGGAGAAGUCGGACACAGAACAUGUGCAGCUUGCGUCCGAACUAGUUCGCCUCAAGGUGGAGAAUGAGGAGCUCAGGGAUGCCAAUGAAAGUUACAAGGUUGAGGUUCAGGAGCUGAAGAUUGUUAUUGACCGACAACCUGCCGAGUUGGAAGAAACGCUGAGGACCGAGAUGGAUCGGAUUAUGAAGCGGAAUAUUGAGGUGCAGAACGAGAAUAGGGCGAUGGAGGAGCAAAUGGCUGAGAUGGAGAAGGAUCUGGUUGAUACGAAACUGAAGUGGGCGGAGAUGUCCGAAGAACAUGAAAGCCUCAAGCAAAAGUGGGUUGACCUACGAAAGGCCCUUGGUUAA